Molecule: messenger RNA, 996 nt
Organism: Ornithodoros turicata
Lineage: Eukaryota; Metazoa; Arthropoda; Arachnida; Ixodida; Argasidae
Exons: 9
Coding region: 1-885 (294 amino acids)
Source: RefSeq, a predicted model, not a curated record
AUGCUCUCCAUACCUCCGUCACGAGCGAUUACGCUCACUCUACAUACAGAGGAAGAAGAAGAAGAAGAAUCCCUGUGCAUGCUUUUCGUUCAACUCUUGUUCUCUAACUAUCGAUUCCUUGCGAAGUGUAGUGGUUACUUUGUGAUAGCACGGCCCCAUCUGUACUUACCAACCAUGACCGUCACCGCAGCGACAGUGGCCAACUUCGCCAUGAUUAUCACCAUGGUCAACGUCUCCAGCCUAAUUUCGUACUGUUUUGGAAAAUACCGAACCAGCAUCCCUUCCCCCUACGGAUGGGCCUUCGACAUCGCCUUCGGCACCGAGAGCUUCUUGAACGUCGUCAUAGGUGGCUUUCUCGUGAGUGCUAUGAAAGGUGUGAAAGCGACGCCUUCGCAAAUAGCAAUCGAAACAAUUCAAACUAUCCGGGCGUUCCUGACUUGGAAUUGCGUCAGCAGUAUGUUCUGUUAUACCUGCAGCAUAUACCUCGCCAAAAACCUCUCGGAUACGAUGAAAAUAGAAGAAAUGAAGAAAAGCAGUCCGAAUGUAACUGAGAAGCAAUUUAGGCAACAGAUGUUUAUUGGAAUGGUUGUGGCUUACACGGCGAUCUUUGCCAUCAAGGCAGCAAUCUUGUACACCAUCUAUGACUUCUACAAGGCAGCCAAGGAAAAAGGCGGCGACCUCGAAGAGCCGGUGGCUUUCUUCUUUCCGGCACAACAGCAAGGAGGAAGAGGUCUGCCUAUCAUGGCCGGUCAGUUCCAGUUUAACCGGCCACCAGGGUCUCCUAACGUGGUCUCACGUGAACCUCCUGCCAUGCUGGUCAACCUCCCUGUUCUACGGCACUUGCCACCGGCUGCUGCACCUGCACGUGCAUUGACUCCAGCGUAGAAUAUUUACAGUACCACGUGACCCAAUAAAAUUUUACAUCUAGAAAGCCACGAAGCACGCCGAUGGAACCUGCAGCCCCAGGCCCCACCUGGCCCUUUCGAACAUAAGGAA